Syngnathus typhle (broad-nosed pipefish) is the source of this 1742-nucleotide messenger RNA. Its product is annotated as extracellular serine/threonine protein kinase FAM20C-like. The transcript is spliced from 11 exons. Bases 90 to 1742 code for a protein of 550 amino acids. Gene Ontology annotation, cellular component: Golgi apparatus. The record is from RefSeq and is a predicted model, not a curated record. Lineage: Eukaryota; Metazoa; Chordata; Actinopteri; Syngnathiformes; Syngnathidae. Gene Ontology annotation, molecular function: phosphotransferase activity, alcohol group as acceptor. Gene Ontology annotation, biological process: protein phosphorylation.
UCAGGAAAAUCACAUAUCGCUCUCAUUAGCCCAGGACGUGAGGGAACAGAGUGGGAGAAGGAAAAAAAGGUCUUCAAGCAAAAGAGAUCAUGGUGAGGCGGAAGCUAGGUCCAUCCGCUCGCUCCGUCUACCUUGGCCUGGCCUGCGUCUCCCUUUCCUUGCACGUUAUUCUCGCAUUCUUUUGCCUCACUGUCCUCCAAACAGCCUGUGUCCUUCCCGACUCAUCUUCCUCCUCCUUAAAUCCAAACACAGAUGCCCAGAAGGACAUUUCGGCAUCACACAAACUAUCAAUAAGUUCCCGGAAUGAGAAACCGUACAAAUCAAAUGCCAGCACAUGGCCCAAUGCCAUUGGCGGAGAGAAAAAAAUGAUGGGCGGUGGAAAACUAAAUCAAGUGAUGGAGGAGGCCUCCAAGCUGGAGGUGCUUUUCAAGCACCCGCUGUACAACCUGCCAGAAAUAGGGCUGCUGGAAGAUGACUGGCUGCUGAGGGUGAAGAAAAAGGAGGACGAGGAGGACGCCAUCCAUAGUGACACUCAGUGGCAGAGUGCCAGUCGGGAGGAGAAAGGCUACGACAAGGUUUCUUGGAGCAGCGACGAAGAGUCGCACCCACCCUGGUUACGAUUCCACUUGGGGAUCACUCGAUGGCAACUGUACGACAGAAAGGACCUGACUGUGUCAAAGUUGACGCAUCACUUGGCAACGCAACGCAUCCUCGGAGCAGUUCAAAAGUCAGGAGGCACUCAACUCAAACUGCUAAUAUCUUUCCCAAACUACGGACAAGCUCUGCUCAAACCUAAGAAACAAUCCAGAGAUGCAGAGACGGACGUGAACCUCUUUUACUUCUCUGACUUUGAAAGACACAAUGCGGAGAUCUCCGCUUUUCACCUUGACAGACUACUGGGCUUCAACAGAAUCCCCCCAGUGGUCGGUCGUCUCAUCAAUGUCACCAGUGAGAUCAGAGAGAUUACCACUGACCGCAAACUAUCUCGCACCUUCUUCACUUCCCCAGCGGGCAAUGUGUGUUUCUACGGUCAGUGUGAAUACUACUGCUCGACAGAGCACCCAGUGUGCGGGCAACCUCACUCACUGGAGGUAUCCUUGGCGGCCAUGUUACCCCAUCUCAGCCUUGCCCCUCGCAGGUCUUGGAGGUCACCAUGGAGACGGUCCUAUAGCCGCACCAAAUUGGCCCAGUGGGAGAAAGACCCCGCCUAUUGUGACACAGUCAAACAGACGCCUCCCUACAACCACGGCACCAGGCUGGUGGAUGUUAUCGACAUGGCUGUAUUGGACUUCCUCAUGAGCAACAUGGAUAGACAUCACUAUGAGACGUUUGAAAAAUUUGGCAAUGAAACUUUCCUGCUGCAUCUGGAUCACGGACGAGCGUUUGGCCGUCACUCUCAAGAUGAGCUAUCAAUUUUAGCUCCCUUACAGCAGUGCUGCAGGAUCCGUCGCUCCACCCUUCUCCGCUUGCGUCUCUUGUCCCAUCCAAAUUUCCGCCUGAGCGAUGUCAUGCGGGAAUCUUUGGCCGAGGAUCCUCUUGCAGCUGUUGCUCCACUCCUGUCCGAGUCACAUCUCACUGCUUUGGACCGACGCCUAGCAACUGUCCUGCAGGUGGUGGAAACCUGUGAAGAACAUCACAAUAAUGUCAUUUUCAAUGACUUGGGAAAAUACAUUGAAGAUGAUGAGCACCCAACUAAAUCAGUCCAAAACAAGAUGGGACCUGGACUUAUGGAUCUGAUUUAG